CAACAAGUAUAGCAAGAACAUUGUGUAUUUAUUGUGGCGACGGUCUGGUGCAGCGGGUCCAUUUCCGGAUGACAUGCGGGAACGGUUGGAGCUAGAUGUGACUGAGCCCCUUCCGAAAAACUGGCAGAAUGACAAGUCUUUCACCACUUCGUUAAACGAUUCAGUCGGUGCUUCCAUGAACAUCAACUAUGCGCCACUCAGCAUUGCUGGCCAGGACCGCGUCCCGAAUUCAGCGGAGGGCUUCGACUUUCCAUGGCAAAGCAGCGGAAUUUGGAUCGUGUCGCGUGCUGACGCGCAGGCUGCAGGAGUGAAGGCGCCGCAGAAGGAUGCGAAUGGUGACCCAUUUGUCGUGACGAAGAUUCUAGGUGUAGUGAAGCCGCCUAAGGAUGUGAAGAAUUAUGGCUUCAUUUAUAAUUCGUCUUGAGAAGCAUUUAGUGGACACUUUUCCUAAGUGCUGUGGGGAAAGCACGCCAAGGAUGCUCUCCAAGAAGCAUUAAGGUAAGCGCUAAAAGAAGCAAGACCAGAAGUACAUGGUAAGAGCCUACUCGCACCAACCGAAUGCUGGAACCGCAGAAGCAAGAAAUAUUCUUUUGAUGCCGAAGAAGCUGAAGAUGAGUGCAGUCACACAAGCGAGUCUAGACCCAGCGACGAAGACGAAGAUCGCUACGUUUUUUUAAGGGUUGUAAGUUGACCUAUAGAUACCUCCCUAUGAGUAUGAGCAUCUCUAUUGCAGGCUUCUGCACGUAGGAAAGGGACAAAUAUAAGUGCGCGCCACGACUAGAUGGGGGUCAACUUUCAACCGCUAACUUUUCGCUAGUUCAGAUCACCAUCACACGACUCUUGUCCGUUUGCAGAAACGGGUCAGGAGGACACUGAAGAACCGCGACACAGCAGCCAUAGAGGAGCACGUGAGACGCAUGCAGAGAUGGCAUCCCGAACUUUCCCUUGACGAGUGCAGGGAGACAGCGGAGAAAGCCUUACGAUACCGCAAACAGGUGAUUGCUUCCGCGUUCAUGGCUAGCAGUGUUGCGCACGACGAAGGCAGGAUGAUAUCUAGUGGUGCGGCUGGUGCUGAGGGUGAAGCAGGUGAGUUCAUGUCAAUUGAGCUUGGUACUGACGACCAUGCCCAUUCUCACUCUGCUGGCAACAGAAGCCCCCAUCGCCAUAAAGUAGAACUCCUGGAUGCGUUCCGCCUAGGUGUCAGUCCUCGUUUGACGGGCACGCAACUGCUGAAGAGCUCUCGCUUCCGACAAGCCAUGGACAUAGAGACCAAGGUCUUCUUGAUGGAGACCGAGAAGCUUUUAACACGAGUACAGAAGGUUUUAGACGACGCCAUUGAAGAGCGCUCCGCGAUGGCAGACACUAGUGACAAACGCGAUGACGCGCGAAAAGCAAGUAAAAUUAUGGCUCAAACAAUACAAUUCAUUUCUACAAUGCAUUUCUUGCAGUUUCCUUCUUGGGAUUCUGAAGAAAUGCAGGCAAGAAGUGAAAUGCUUUCUAACGAAAGGCGGCAGAGAUUAGACGGCCUGCAUGAGGCCAUGGAUGCAUUGGAGUUUCAAAAACCUUUAUGCUUGGACUUGAGAGUCAUAUUUUCCGUUAAAAAGCCGAAGGGAGUACAAUGGAUAACACUGGUCACUACCUUCUAGGACUCUCCGUUUUAAGUUCAAGACGCAAGACACUUGUCACUACCUACAGGACUCUCCGUUUUGAGUUCAAGACGCAAGACAAAACUUUAGAUCACUCUUUCCCUUCUUAGAAGUUCUAUCUCUAAGAUCUACUUCUAAGAACUUCUAAGUUCUACUUCUAAGUCAGAAUUUCAGAGCGUACGUUUUUCUACCUCUAACCUCCGCCUGCCUCGUCGCUCUAUCACGGUGUGAGGACACCACAAGAUUGCCAGCGCAGUUGCAAGCAGGCCGUAGCAAAGCUCUGAAGGCCAUUACAGCGCAGGUCCACGCUGCGGCUUUGACUUGUGUGGAAUUGUAUCGACAUCUUGGAGGUCCAAGCAGUACUCUGACUCAACCGAAGACAGUGGAAUUGGAUCAGGGACACGGUGGACCGGUGCAACAGUCUUCGCCAACAUCUCUGGCUCUUCGAGAAGCGCAUACUGGAAUUCGGAGUUUGGUCAUGCAGAUCCUCGUGUCACAGAAAGAGUCUUCCUUGAGUGGUGAAACGUAUGCAGAGUGUGACUUUCGUUUUGCGCAUCUGGAGAGGACCCUGCUGUUUGUGAGUGACUUGUUCACGGCCGCUAAGAAGGAAGCUGCAGGGGGCGGGGGAGGGGGCGCUGGUGCUGGGGUACUUCGUUUGCAUUCUGCGAAUUCCAUAAAGUUGGUUCUAAAUUUCACAAGUUGUUAUAAAUAAAACACAAUAUAAUUGAAAUAAGAAGACAGCAGUUGUUGUUCAUGGUGGAUGCGCACGUGCAAGCAAAUGCAAAUUUGUUUCAUGGCUACUUCGGUAUGUACUCGAAAACUGAAAAUAACCGAGUAAGUGACUGAAAUAAGGGAGGUAGGUAGCUUUGACAGGGCUACUCUUCCUUGUUCAGGCUUAACUGUGCUUAUUUCAAGUAGUUACUCGGUUAUUUCAGUUUUUCGAAGUAUGUACUUCUACUGGUUUCUCAUGCCUACAUGCCUCUCAAUCCAUCGACGGAUCUUUACCAACAUCCAUCAGGAAGCAGACACGACGUUGAAUCUGGCUGGUUACGACUACACGUCCAUUACGUGGCUAAUGCGCCAAGCAGGCGACGAGCUCUUGCGCACCAGGCAAAAACGAGUUGCGCUCCGAGGCCACCUCGAGAGUGGUACUAGAGCAGACCUAAAAGAACGAUCGACAAGCGGUUCCCCUCCUCACCAGAAUAAUAGUGCUGCCAGCAUAUCUGGUGCAGUUGCAGCAGGUAGAAGUACAACGGGGGGUGCGGCAAGACCUGCUACAACGAGAAGUUCAUCUUCCUCACCUCCAAAGAUCAAAGGAAAGAAUAAAAUGGCAACGACUGCAGCUGACGAAGAGAGCAAGGAGACGAGAGCAAAAUUCUUUACUGGAGUCGCACGUGCUUGGUUCCAGGUUGACCCUAGUGAGGUGGAAGGAGCCACUGCGGCAGCAUUGGCGGGAGAUCUCCGGUUGCUCAGGGAAGGGCUGCAACGCAGAAGACUGCGGCGAAAGUACAAAUGGCGGCUUCUAAAACGGUUAGAGGAGCAUCAGGAUGCAGCAGGAGGAGAGGUGAAUACUUCUAUUGCGUUGAAUUUACUCUUAACUAGACAUUAACAAUGUUGUGGCGGCUUUGAAAUAGGGUAAUCUUCGCGUUCUCUCUGACCACAGUGACACCCGUACUCCCUCAGCCCUAAGGGAACCCUAACCCAAAUCCUAAAGAAGAAUCAGCAUCAGUAACGCCACAUCUUCUCGACAGAUACCAAGCUCAUUACGGCGAGGACGAAACCGGCGAGGACGCAGUAAAUCUGCGCAGACUUCUUCAGCAACAGAAAACGUCGAUAGCCUUGGAGAGGAUUUAUCUUAAGGCUACCGCUCAACCAUCCUCAGCGUCAUCCUUGUCCCCUUUUCUACUUGAAGAAGAAGCCGAGGAUGCACUCUUCAGGGAUGCCAACGCGGUCGCUCUAAUUAUCCGAGUUUUCUAGCGAUUCUUCUUGCUCGUCCAUGGAUCGCGAAGACGCAGACCCUUUUCACACAGAGAUGGAGGAAAAGGGUGCAUUUUUAUUGCAUCACAACGAGAACAGAGGCAGAACAGGCAGAGGGAGACCAACUGAUCCGGUUACCGAAUCAGAGACGAUUCUCUACGAUUUUCUUGGAACCAGCCAUGCUUUCGGCCCUGAUAGUGUGAGGAGAAGAACGGAGCAGAGGCCGACGGAGCAGCUGCUGGGACCUGCCCACCGUAUUACAACUAGUGGGGGAUCAUUCGGAGCAGGCGGUGCUGGCGUUUCUGGGCAGCAGGUUGAAGAGAAUCACUUGUCGUCACGGUCACAUCGUCGCAAGUCUUCGUCAGCGGCCUUUCUGGCUGCAGUUUUAUCAAGGGAUGCCAGGAAAACCAGUGGCACAGCAUCCAGAAGCAAUAUGAUCACGAAGAAGAAAGCAUCGACGUUCUAUUCUGAUCAUCUCUAUGAAGAACAUGAUGUAGAAAUUAUGGGAGCCAGAUCUUCACCUCAGUCUACUGCAGUCUCUAGGAGUGUUGUACGGCGCGCUGAAGAUGUAAAGUCGGAACUAGUCCUUAGCAAGAGCCCUUUGAUAGGAGGAGCAUUAUCAACGCGACCACGUCGAGACAAAAGGGAGCAUUCAUCGUCACCAUCACCACAGUCUAAGACUACCACCAGUUCGAUGAACGCUAAUGUAGGUCAUAAUGGGCAACUGCAAGAUACUAGGAUGCCUGUGGUGCGCGGUCUUGUAGACCAUGAGUCAAAGUCAGAGAAACGGUCACUCGGAGAUCCGUCUAAGCGGAUAAUCGAAGGUGUCCAUCGGGCUCUGAUUCCUUCAGACCACUCGGAUAGUAGUUUGUCUUCAAGUAUCAACUACAAUUUCAACAGCGACGAAGAGGAGAGCUGCGAUGAGUGGCCCUCAACUUCUUCUUCUGGCGACGAGAAUGUCCUCGCUAGUGGUGGAGGCGUUGCUUCUGUUCCUCAAGGGCGAGUGUUCGCACAACAACGUCGGGUGCCGCCACCAAGAACAGCCUCUGCAUAUGAUCCUAGCAAAGUAGGAGUUGACUCGAAAAACAGCAUGGCAUCCACUCUGUCCUCUGUGGGUGGCACAGAAAGCGCCAGAAGUACGGGAGGCGUUAUUCGGAGUCUAAAAAGCAGCCCCCUUCCCGGAAACAGUCCCACAGGAGAUCAUGCAGAUUUUCUGCCUUUCUAUGGGAGUGUUGCGGGGUCUCCGGAAUCAUCCGUGGCUUCGAUAGCACCCGAUAGUCGUCGUGCAGUAUUAGGUGCCAAAAACAAGAAGCAACUACCAAUUCAAGAAUACGAGUCAGGGCCAUCCCCAUCCGGAAUUCCAAGAAUACGAAAAUUUUCGGACUCAUUGUUACCCGGUCCAGGUCCUGGUCGUGCCUUCUUGUUCUUUGCUGACCAAACGAAGACACGAGCCGAAGAGAGCGCCACGACGCCGAAGCAAGCUACUGCGAGUGCGACGGGGGCAGCGUCUAGUUCGUCUUCAACCUCUGUUCCCCUAACCCCAUCUUCACAGACAAAAGCUAAUAGCAGUGCGACAGCUACUACAGCAACAGCAAAGACAUCACAACAAGUAGCACCAGCAGCGGCAGCGGCAAAGACAUCACAGGUGCUAACGGCUCCAGCAUCUUCCACGUCGCAAACUCUAGCUCCAGCGACUAAGGACGACAAACGUGCAGAGGCCAGUCGCAAGCCACCACCUGCAGCAGCGACAAGCGCAGCGCCAGCUUCUAAGGCAUCAGGGACCACAGCAUCAGGGACGACAGCAUCUGGGACCACAGCGUCUUCCACCCCGACUGCGUCAUCCACUCCGACUGCGUCAGCUAAAGCUCAAGCUAAGGCAGAAGGAGAGGGCGUGCCUCCACCCCUGGCUAAGACCGCAGGAAAAGGAGAAGCUUCUUCCUCGUCUAAGGCUACUCCUCUUUCCUCCUCAAAAAAGGCCGAAUUGAGUAGCAGCGCAAGUAGCAUUGGCCUAGGAACUAGCCGUAGCUCUUCGACCACGGCUAACAAGAACGACUCUGGAGCUCCGGGAAGCGCAAUAACUGGAAGCACAGUAACUGGAAGCACAAUAACUGGAAGCACAAUAACUGGAAGCACAAUAACUGGAAGCACAACUACUUCUGCAGCUACAACUACUUCUGCAACUAGUACUACUGCAACUACUAGUGCUAAAGCAGAAGCAGUUGUCUCAACUAGUAAAGCAGAAGCGACACGACCUACAUCAACUUCAACAAAUAGAGCCUCCUCGCCUAUUGUGAAAAUAAAGGCUCGUGUUUCGUCUGUACCGAUAGAGGAAACAUCUUCAUCUGCACCAACAAGUGCCUCAGCUGCUGGUCUUGAUUCGGGAACGACAGCUGCUACAGCUAGUGCAAAAGCUACGCCUGGCACAAGAACUACCACAGGAGCAACUGCCUCUACAUUGCAGUCUUCCUCCUUAGGAGCGACAUCCAGUCUUCUACCUUCACCAGCGAAAACUGCAGCCUCUACUCUUGCCUCGUCUCUAGGCGUUGCACCGAAGGGGAGUAACUCCUCCGUACCUUCUCCCGCUUUGGUUGAUAUCUCAACUUCGCCUGCAGCGGUAGUACAACAGCGCUUCAAGGCUCAAAUUAAACCGCCUGUGCCUGUUUUUCGACACUCCAUCGAAAAUAAGACUAGCACAACAGGUGUGAUCGGAGGAGAACUGGGAAACCUUGGAUUAAGGCUACCGCUGAAGCAUCCUCAGCACCAUCCCUGGCUUCUUUUUGAAGGGGAAAAAGGGCUCAGGGAUGGACUCAAGGAUGCGACGCGGUAGCUCUAAUUGGAGGGGAAGGGCAGUCAUCGCCUAUUCGUACUGCUAAAAUACCAGAUCGAGCCGAAUUAGCUGCAGUUUAUAGCGUGCGUGCAUCAGCCUUGUUUCAACAAAGCUCUGCCCCGAAAGCUGAGAAGAGUGCCAGUAAGUCAGCUGGUAGUAGCCCUAGUGCCAGUCCCACAACAGGAAAGGACAUGGAUGGAACUACAUCAAAAACUACAGAAGAAUUAAGGCUUCCCCUAAUCCGUCUCAUGAAGCACGAUCCUGCACGACCCUAGCGAGGCUCUUCAAGGGGGAAAAAAGGGGCCCAAAAAAUGAAUCUCAAGAUGGUAUGAAUCUCAAGAUUCUAUGGAUAUUUAUCCAUACUUGUCUAAGUCUAAAACAAGAGGACGCUGGUGUUGCUGACACGGGGAGCGAUAUGACUUUCUACCAGCUGACUCUCCUCCUUCGCGCAGCCCGCAGAGCAGGUAAGCGGCAUGAGAACAAGCGCUGGGUUCAGGUUCUUCAAACGGCUUGCCGCGAAGCACGUCGAGGAUGUGACAGUUUGGCGAAGCAACGGCAACGUCUAUUAAGGGUUGAAAGUUGAUGACCUCUCUAUGGGUCCCCCUCUACAGGCUUCUUUAAGUACUACUAGCCAUAGGACGACCUCUCUAUGGGUCCCCCUCUAUAGGCUUCUUUAUAAGUACUUAGGAAAGAGAUAGAUCAUAUGGUACGAGCUAGAGCGGUCGACUUUCAACCUCUAAAUCUCCUUCAGGAUAAUGAUGGAGAGGCAAACUCGAUUUCUAUAAGGGCUAUGGAGCAGAAGGAACAACGCAUGUGGCAAACAAUGCUGAAACAGCUAAGAGACGCAGCGGCUGAAGAAUAUCGGACGCUAUCUUCUUCUUCUGUAGGAGGAGGAGAGGGGGAGGGAUCAAAAUCCGGCGUGAACGUUAAGGGUGGUGCGUUUACCUCCUCAGCAGCUGAUGGGACCACAAGCUCUGAAAUGCAGCGUGCUAACGAAACUAUAGCAGCGCUUGAGGCAGAAGGGCUAUUCCCAGAUCAAGAUGGCGGCUCUCCUGAUCAACAGACUACUUCUUCUUCUAUAGUGUCUUCACUGAGUCCCGGAAAAAGAACGAGUACGGUGGAGGAGGCAGUGAGUAAGGUAAGGAAUCCAUCUUCUUCUUCAGAAGCAUCUACGGGGACUAAAGAUGUUCCCUCUGGUGCAGGAACUAGUGGACAACUAGACAACGAAAGGAGCCUGAACGUCGAGGAGUCUCUUCGCCUCAGAAACGGUUUAUUGGCGGCACAGAACUUGGAGAGUGCGCGCUACGUGCGGGAGGUGGAAAGGGUAGUCGAGAUUCUGCAUGCUGCGCGUGCCCAUGAUCAAUUAAGGCUCGAUGCAAUUCAUUUCCAAGGGUCCUCAUUUUCUCCGGUCGUUUUCCCCUUGGCAUUCCGAAGAAAUUUCCCUUUUUUACUUUUCUCCCAUUUCCCUUCUUGUCCAUCGUUUUCAGCUUCGUCUUCUUCCGCACCCCCGACUUCAUUAUGAGGGGCAGAAAUGGAUUGCUUUGUUGAGCUCUAAAUCAAGAUCUGUACCAGAAAAAGGUGAAGGAGCUUCGUGACAGUCAUCGAGAACUGCGCAACAGCUUUUCUGAAAAGGAAAGCACGAACGCGAGCCUCAUUGCCGUGGGAGAGGAAGCACACGAUGCAAUCGUGGAGUUGGAGAAAUUAUGUGUCGUGAAAUUGAAAAGAGCUGCUACUAGCUUCUACUUCAUGUCAUGUCAGGGAAUUGGCCUAUAUGCCAAUGAUGAGGUGCUAUCAGGAGCCUUCGGAAUUACUUACAAACAACAUAGAGGAGCUUCAGCUCGAACUUAGUCCCAGCGCGACCACAACGCUUGAAAACUUAUCUAAUUUUCGAGCGCGACAGUCUGCAUGUUGAAAGUGCUGGUUAUCAGUCGGAGCUGAAGGCGGCAAGGGAAGAACUUGCGGAACAAGCAAGAGUUUCGGAGCGGGACUCGAGAUUGAGUCGUGAACGGUACGACUCGAUGCAGGAGUUGGAGCAGCAGCUUCGACAGCAAAGACAAGUCGACGAGAGAACGCAAACGCUAGUGCAGCACUUGAGGGAAGAAAAUUAUGAUGGUUAUUUAGGAUGUGGUGUUGUAGUCUAGUUGUUGGAGUUACGGCACCUCAAGUAGGUUUAACGCCUCCUCGGCCGUCUUUACAGCCGCAGGAAAGGUAUCAUUCCGCCGCUGACCUUGUAUAGUCGUUUGGGAUGCAGUAUGAUGAGGCUGAAAUACUUGAUCUUUUUUUUUCUCUUCACGAAGCUACCUGCUCCAAAAAUCCAUAAUUCUUCCCGUAGUAUCGCAGUCUCGAAUGGUGUCUCUAUUAGUCAAUGCAGUCUAUAGACAGAUUCCGAGUAAAAGUCUCUAUUUGCCUACGCAGUCUGGAAUUGUAUCUCUAUCUGUCUUUUCUCUUCUUUAACUCCCCUUUUCUCUAAUUCCCCUUUUCUCUUCUCUAACUCCCCUAUUCCUUAACCGAGCAACGCGACGCUCUGCGCAGAGAGGUGCAGGAGAAGGGCACACAACUCUCGCGGCUCCGCACCGACUACGAGACGGCUUAUGCCAGGUUGCGCACGAAAUUGGAAGAGGACGUGACACGUGUGACCGAAGAAAGAGCGCGUUCCGAAAAAGAGCUGCUUUUAUUAAGGCUUGCCAUAAUUCAUCUUCUGAAGCAUCCUGAGUACUUAGGCUUUUCAAGGGGAAAAGGGGAGCGGGAUGCUGCUCAGGAUGCACUAGGGUGAGCUCUAAUGUUACAAAUAGAAAUGAUGCAGCGCGCCAAUGGGUCACUCUCAGGAUUUGUGCCUUGUGGGAACGCUUUUGUCCCACAAAGCAGGACAGAUAAUAUCAAUGAGCCAGCACUUAAGGCUCAACUUUCAUUGGUCACUGAAGACACGGAAGAGGAGACUCCUUGAGACAACAGGGGAAAGCGAAGGGAAAGGGGAGAGCUUUGAAGCGGGUCUCUUCCGUCCAGAGUCGGUGACCAAUGAGUGCCGAGCUUUAACGCACCAGUAACAUCCAGCGCAUCAUCUUCUACGUUUACUAGUGGUUGUAGCACUAGCAGAGUGAGAAUGUUUCAUAAUUCACCUCCUGCAAGUUAUGAACCUCCUAGAAGAAGUAAUCCUGCUAGUAUGGGGGGACGGCCACAGACUUCUUUUGUAGAUAGAACACAGAAGCAGGAGGACGAUUAUUACGGAGAGGAGUUAGAAGCGCCGUCGUCUUCGUCUAGAGGUCAUCUCCAAGGACGAACUUUUGAUGUUGAAGCUAGUCUUCAAUCUCGAAUCGAUAACUUGAUGCGACAGAUGGCGGAGCAAUCCUCAAUUCAAGGCUUCCACUGAUUAUUUGCAGUCUGGAAUUCGAGGACCAGAUCCAUUCCAAUACCAAGUAGUUGAUAUCUUUUGAUUUCCAAUGACUCCAAGUAGUUAAUAUCAAUUCCAAUACCAAGUAGUUAAUAUCUAUACAUUUAGUUUUGGUUAAUGCGAAGAAUCUGAAUCCCUAACCUAUCUAACCUUUCUUUUUGAGCUGUCGUUUUUUCUGUUUUCGGGUUUGAUGGAUUCAUAUUGUGAGGAUUGAUUUAUUGCACAUGAAAAGUCUUUUUUCUAAGAAAGAUCUUGAUCAUCUCACAUAGAUUGAGGUAAAGUGAACUAUUUGGGGGAAUACUAGGCCUACUUUAGAAGUAUUAGAAGUAGUUCCUUGUCGUUGUACUCGUUAGCGUAAAGGGUACUACAGUGACAUUACAAUCGACAGAGCAACAGUUUGGACAUAAACGGUAACAGUUUGGACAGUCUGUGUGUAACAGCAACAGUAUUUCUAAUCGACAAAGCAAAGGCGUGAAGAGAACCACGCAAAAACACCAGCAGCAUCAUUCCACCACUUCCGAGACAUUCCACCUUCCAGAUCAUUGUACAACCAACAACAGCAUUCCUAGUCACAUUAGCAAUCAUUCCACCACUUCAUGUGCUUGAAGAUUUCCGCGAGGCGACAAUACCUGAAUGAGUUUGCCUGUGUGAUUAUGUACAGGGGUUGAC
Molecule: messenger RNA, 10507 nt
Organism: Amoebophrya sp. A25
Lineage: Eukaryota; Dinophyceae; Syndiniales; Amoebophryaceae
Source: the annotation of a GenBank genome assembly